Messenger RNA from Aspergillus melleus, 540 nucleotides. RefSeq names its product medium-chain fatty acid-CoA ligase faa2. The record is from RefSeq and is a predicted model, not a curated record. The transcript has a single exon. Gene Ontology annotation, cellular component: membrane; endoplasmic reticulum. The coding region runs from base 1 to 540 and encodes 179 amino acids. NCBI's taxonomy places the organism in Eukaryota, Fungi, Ascomycota, Eurotiomycetes, Eurotiales, Aspergillaceae. Gene Ontology annotation, molecular function: long-chain fatty acid-CoA ligase activity. Gene Ontology annotation, biological process: long-chain fatty acid metabolic process.
AUGCUUUUCGCUCAACAACCGCUGCAUCUCGCUCGGGCGGACGAGCUGAGACAAGAACCCCCCAAAGGGACUCCUUACUCCGUCGCCCUGCCGGGAACCGAAAAGCCCGGUAGGAGCAAAAUCUAUCGCGCCCACAGCGCCCAGAAGGGACUUGUGAAGACGUUGGAUCCGCAGGUAUGUGCAUGGCUGGCACCGCCUGGUGUACAUUGUGUCCCCGUGCUAACCGACGCUCCGUUUCAGGUUCUCACCGCACACGAUGCAUUCGAGUCAACCGCUAACCGGGUUCCCAAAAACCACUGUCUCGGAUGGCGCCCUUACAACCAAGAUACCAAGACUUUCGGCUCGUACCAGUGGAUUGACUAUCAGACGGUCCAGCAGCGGCGCUCGGCCUUUGGUGCCGGACUGGUGGAAUUGCAUCUGAAGCACGACUGCCACCGUCCCGGUCAAUAUGGUGUUGGUCUGUGGUGUCAAAACCGCCCGGAAUGGCAAAUCACCGGUAUGGUCCCUCCCUUCCCUCCCUCGAUGACGGCGUGGUGCUGA